This is a messenger RNA of Gryllus bimaculatus (two-spotted cricket), 4336 nucleotides long. Lineage: Eukaryota; Metazoa; Arthropoda; Insecta; Orthoptera; Gryllidae. The record is from the annotation of a GenBank genome assembly.
AUUCCGUGACACCUCGUCUUUACUGCGCUUGGCUUCAGUUGGGAAAAUUGUUAAUCAGUGAACUAUUUAUUUCGUGAUUUUGUUUCUGCUGACAGCUGACCGCAUCUGACAGAAAUGACAAAGUUUAUAUACAAGUGCAAGAAGACUUGGUUUCUGAUAUAUUAAGAGUUUUAACGCAAGUUGCUGGUACAUGGACGGGUGUGUGUUUGCGAUUAAUCAGUUGUAACUUGGAUGCAUUUCGAGUGGGAGAGUACGAGUCUCAGAAUAGUACAUCACUACAGUAAUACCAGUAGUGGUUAAAGGUGUCAAAUUGUGUUGAGAUUUGAACAACAUUACAUUAAACAUUGGGAAACAUGGAUCCAAAACCUUGUGCUGUUGUAGCUAGUUGCACUGACACGCAUCCUGAAGAAAUUGUCAAAUUAAUAUUGGGAGUUGAUGAUUUGCCAGAAGCUACCACUGUUGAAGAUGGAAUCAAAGCAUACCCUUGGCACAUAGAUACAAAGUAUUACACAGCUGAUGUUAAUUUGUGUGCAGUUGAGAAGAAAACUAUUGGAAGUGAACAAUUUGCCAUAUCUGUGGAAGCAGUUGUAAUAAACUUUGACAGUAAUAGAAAUGAUGGUCUUAAUGUGGUUGAAAGUUGGUUAGCUUUUCUGAGGGAAUUUGAACCAGAAGUACAAAUUCUUCUUUGUGACCGAUGUUAUGAAAAUCCAAAAGUAGGUGUAAGUCGUGUUAAAGCUCAAGAAUGGUGUGUUGAGCAAGGCUUUGAAUUGGUGGAACUAAAUCCAGAAUUAGACCCUGAGUGGGAGGAAGAACAAGAUUUCAUUGAAACGACAGGAAUAAAACGAGUUGUUCAGGCUAUGCAUGCUCACCUUUGGCCAAAUCUUCACAUGAAGGGAAAACCCCACAGCCUGUCUAAAUCUGUGCAGUCAAUGUUGAAUGGUGGUGCUGUAGAAGACAGCAAUAAAGUUGAAGUAGCCAGACUCGGCCAGGAUCUUCAAGGUAUUCGUUUGGAACCUAUUGACAAUGAUCAAAGAAGGACAAUGGAGGAACGGAUUGAUGAACUAUUGGGUGACAGUGGUAGUGUCGCAGGUUUUUCAUCCCUUUUUGAGCAGCUGUACAAUAUGAAACAACAAGUGCAGGGCCUACCCAGUGAGCAACGUAAGGCUUGUGCAGAACAAGUGGUGAUGGCAUUCUGGAGAGCAAUUAGUGGUGAUGAUGAUGAUGAUGAGCUGGCUGGUCUCAGUGAUCCAGGCGAGACCUGAGCUCUCUUCAUAACUUACAAAGUUGAAAUACAUUAAUAUGCAAUGUUAGAUGUUUAUGUGGAGUAAUUUGCACUGUAGCAAGUAGGUAUUAUAAGCUCAUGUAAAAUGUAUACACUGUUCAUUUUAAAAUGUUUUGUUAAAUUAUGUUUGUAAACACAAAAAUGUUUCCAGUUCUAAACUUAUUGUGGAUGAUAUAAAUUAAUAUCAGAAAAUAGAUGUUUGUAAUUGACUAAGCAGAUUUGAAAGAAUUGUUAAAAAGAGAUAAGGGUAGUCUAGGAAGGCUGCAGUUUUUCAGUAUUGUGGUUUUUGUUUUUGUUAUUUCUCUCUUUAUGAUCCAUAUUUUCAAGGGCAAUUAUUGUCUUACUGAUGAAAUUGAUUUAAAGAAUUUAAUGUGUCUUUAAUCCCUGUUAACAUCCAUCUCUACAGAUUUGUUAAGUACACAUGUACCUACCUGUAUGUUAAGAAAUUUAACAACCUUAGUUACAGGUUUUAACAUCCUUAGCAACGUGAAUAAACAACCAUCUAUUCAUCGCCAGUCAAAUGUUUAUUAAGAAAAAAAUCUUGUUUUGUACAAAUCAGUUUCAAACAAUUCAGAGUAAAAGUAACUCAUAUUAGUUUUGGGGAUACGGUUCAUUGUAAUAUAAUAUUGCAAUAAAAAAUAUAUAUUAGGUAAAUUAACAUCAUUUUCCUGGUAUUCCACCAAAUUAAAUGUGUCACUGGUAAUUAUAUUUACUGACGAUCUGAAGGUGUCGCCACUGGAAGCUGAGGGUAUAUUGCUGGAAUUUGACACACCAACUUCCUCAUCUAAUGUCAUUUAUUUAAGUAUCUUUAAGUUCAGGAGAAUUAUUAGCAUCCAUCUUUUCUCUAAUCAUGGUAUUAAAUAUUGUUUAAAUAAAUAUAUUGUAAGCAACACUCCACCAUAUCGUAGUAGCAGAAUUCAUUUCUUUACUAUCACAGUAAUGUCGUAAAUUUUUGCAUAAAUCAUGAGAUUUUAUGGUGACCAAUAAAAUGCUGAAGAUACCAUGAAAUGUAAUGAGUGUUAUUACUGCCUCCUCCAAAUUAAAAAUCUUUGCUUCGCUACGCUCUGCCUUCUUUAACUUUUGGCCUCUGCAGUAAUAAUUUAUUAUAAUUCUAGAUAUGAUAAUAGCGAUUGAACAAAAAUACAACUUUGCUUAUUACUAAAGGAUUUUUCAAGUUAUUAUUUUGAUUAACUCUAUACAUUUCUGUGUUUCAGUGUUUCAAAAUUCUCUCUUAAUUUUUCUUCCAUUCUAGUUAUGGUUUUGGAAUCUUUAAAAUACAUUGUAGUGAGCUAUUUAUAGGCAAGAUUUGAGAAUUAAUAUUAUUACAUUUGUGAAACUGUUUUCAGUUUUUGUGGUUUCACUUGUAUUGAUAUGUGGAUUAAAAAUUCAUUCCCUUCUCGCAGCUCAUUGUUGGAUCAUAAAGGCUCAAAUCCUAUUCAGUGCCAUUUAAUUUCAUAGGUUUCAUGCCUGAGAUUUAUUUAUUAAAGAUUUUAAUGAAUGAAGAAUAUUUGUAACUAAACAUGGAAUAUUUUGCAUAUAUGUUAAAAAGUUGGGGUAUAUUUACUAUUGAAAAUAUAAACAAACAUGGAAUAUAAAUUGUUUGUAAUUGUUGAAUGACAGGAGUACCACGUGAUUGUUAUAGAUGUUAUUCAUGUAGCUUAUUGUGUUUUAAAAAUUGUAGACAAGCAGUAAAAAUAUAUGAUAUCUGUAUUUGUUUUUCCUGCAUGUUGUAUAAUUUUCUUCUAACAAUUUCCCAUUGUGCUAAAUAUACAAUAGAUGUUUGUAACCUGAGGAAAGUGAAUUAUCAUUAAACACAUAUAUGAUGGUAUGUCAGUGAAUAACAGUACUAAAAAGCGAAGAAAAAUACUUCUACUAUAGAUCUAUGGACUUCUAAGGCAUCUUGAAGUAGACUAAACAGUGGUAUUUGGAUAUGUCGAGAUCAGAACUGUGUCCAGGAUGCACCAAGUAGUUUUGAAGAAUGUGAAUGGUGUGGGGGAGCUGUUUGUGGACUUACAUUAUAUUGCAACAAAAAACGUCUGUUGACACUCCAUUGGUGUGUUCUUAUUUGCAGAAUUAAAUAUGACUAAUGUGCUUCUGGUUUGCCACUUCAUAAAUAGUCACUUUUAAGUUAUUCAGAAUCAGGACGCAGACUCAUUCAAUGUUGAGAUUCAAUGAGUGAUGAGGCUGGAAUGCUUUUUCAUCAUCCUGCGUGAUUGUUCAACAGCUUUAGAAAGAUUCAAUCCACAGGGAAAUCUUUUGCCAAGAAAGUACACUACGUCUGCAUUGUGCUGAAUGUUAUCUGUGAAUGUUCAGCAUCUGGAACACAUUCAGAUCAUAAAAACUGGAUUACAACAUGUCUCUCUUUUGGCCCAUCUGUGUUUACAUGUCCUCAGCUCAAGUGAUACAGCUGAAACGUGCCAUAAGCAAAGUGAUCAAAGUCAUAUUAACUGCUGGCUAAUGCACAAUGCUCUACAGUCGGUGUACAGACAAUUAGAAUGAAAGUGCAAAUAUUUAUUGACUUAUCUUCAUAUGUUUAGUUUUUGGUAAAAAAAUGUAUUCCUGAAUAAUCAAAAUAAAACCAGAUAUUUCUGAAACCCUUACGGUAGUGAUGGAAAGUUGGAAUGACAUUGUCAUUAAAAACUGCUCUGCAUGAUGAAUGAUUACAAGAAUUUCUUUAUUAAGGAGUAAACAAUUCAUCUCUACAUCUGACAUUGAUCGCUCCCUCAAUCAUCUGACACUGUUAGCUGGUGUCUUGAGUGAAUCAUAGCCACUCAAAUUUAGAUUUUAAUUCAUCUAAAUAUGAAAUUAAGACUUAUUAUUUUAUUUAACACUAUAGUAAUCAGGAAUAAUGAAAAUGAAUCCUUGGUAAAUCUAUCAGAUAUGUCAAUAAUAGGAAAAAAAAGAAAUUGAACUAUUCAUGUAUAACAAAUUCACUUUCAUCAUAGAUAUUGGUGAAUGGCUGAGAAAAAAAAACAGUUAUCAACUUUCUGACAGAUGGUUAAGUAACAAGUGAAAGGAGGAAAAAUGUAUGUAUACAUUAAAGUAAAUAAUAUG